UAUUUCACUCAGAUAGUUAUCGUUCGGUUGGAUUCUUAAUAAUGCUCUCGCUGCUCGUUUUUUAUUUUACUCAGUCUUUACAAUAUUUUUUUUGACCUAGGGUAAUUAAAUUUAUUAUUUUUCAAGUCUUCGGUGAUAUUAUGUUAUUUUAAAUCCAAUCUAUUCUUGAAGAGCUCUAAGGAUCGCUGAAUGUCAUCAUCACCUGAGAAGAAGUAUCGCGGAAAUGAUAUAAGAAUAACAUUAUUGGAAAAAAAACAUUCUACAAUUUUAUACACAUUAUUCGUAUUAACAGAACUGUUGUGUAGAUAUAAUUGUCUUUAGUGAAUGUUACCAUCUACACUACCUAUUUUAACUUGAAUUGAUCUCCUUAUAGUGUAGUGUUAUUGUUUACUAUUAAUAGUUAGAUAUUAACAAUGAGUUACGGUGAUUCUGAAGCCAAAAUGAAUCUCUCUGCUUUGCAAAGAGUAGAUCCAUAUGUUGAUAGUAUUGUGCAAACAGCAGGGCACGUUGCUUUGUAUUCAUUUAAUGCAGAGGCAAAUGCAUGGCAAAAAAAUAAUGUUGAAGGAACUUUGCAUGUAUAUACACGAUCUGCUGAACCAUUGCAUAGUAUUAUGAUAAUGAAUAGAUUGAAUACAAACAAUCUAAUGGAACCAAUUGAAAAUGGCCUAGAUCUUCAACUUCAAGAACCAUUUUUAUUAUACAGAAAUAGUGGUGGUUCCAUUUAUGGUAUAUGGUUUUAUGACAAAGAUGAAUGUGCCAAAAUUUCUAGUAUAUUGAAAUCAUUGAUCAAAAAUAUGGUAGUUAAACAAAAUGAUAAAAUUACUAAACAAGAAACUGGUUCAAAUAAAAGUAUUGAUCUCGUAUCAAUGCUCAGCCGAGCUCAAGAAGAUUACAGAGCCAAUAAGACCAGCUCAAAAAGAACUGGAACCCCAUCCAAGAAAGUAGAAGAAAAUGCUCCUCCUCAAUGUGUUAUGGAUUUUUUUGCAAAGGCAGGUAGUGGAAAAAAUUUCUCUGAUGGGUUACCAUCAUUAUCAAGUUAUGCUAAUACACAAAGUACACAAACUCCAACUUUAAAAACUGGAUCUAAUGAAUCAAUGUUACAUAAGUUAAUGGCCAGUCCAAUUCAUACAGUAGAACAAAUUGAAAUGCAACAAAGAUCAGCUACACCUAGAUCAGAUGUCUUAGUACCAACACCUACUGAACAAACUAAGCCUGCAAAACAAUGUUCAUUCAAUAAUAUUAAACCUCGAAGUUUAAUAAAUCAGUUAAAUCAACAAGUAGAAGAUAAUACUUCUCAUGCUAAGCGUAAUGGAUAUCAUCAUCCCAAAGAAAAUAAGGAUAAUUCAUAUAGUACAUCAUUAAUUGAACAUUUUCUUAAUCAAAGUGAACAAUCUGAAAAACUUGAUGUACCCAUAGGUGCAUCUUUGACACUAGAAUCACAAGUUGAAGAUGAGCUAAUGCCUCCAACUAGAUUCAUAAUGGAUGAUAUUGAAGAUGAAUUAGUUACUUCUUCAGUAAAUGCAAUGUCAUUAACUGAGCCUAAACACCUAGAACCUGCAACUAAUAGAUUGGAACCAUUAACAAAGAAUCAGCUAUUACAAGCUAUUGAAUACUUACUAAAAAAUGAUUCAGAUUUUAUGGUUAAAAUACAUGAAGCUUAUGUCAAAUCAUUGUUACGGAAUUAAGACCAUUCAUUAAGAUUCCAUUACUUUAAUAUAUGUGGCUAUGUCUAUACAAUUUUCAUAGUUUCGACAAAAAAUUGUAUUGCUUUAAAGCAAUAUUAUUUUAUUUAUAUUUUUCAUAUAUCCAGUAAUAAUUACUUCAAAAA
Molecule: messenger RNA, 1828 nt
Organism: Sipha flava (yellow sugarcane aphid)
Lineage: Eukaryota; Metazoa; Arthropoda; Insecta; Hemiptera; Aphididae
Gene: DCP1
Product: mRNA-decapping enzyme 1B
Exons: 3
Coding region: 414-1685 (423 amino acids)
Biological process (GO): deadenylation-dependent decapping of nuclear-transcribed mRNA; deadenylation-independent decapping of nuclear-transcribed mRNA; positive regulation of catalytic activity
Cellular component (GO): P-body
Molecular function (GO): enzyme activator activity; mRNA binding
Source: RefSeq, a predicted model, not a curated record